UUCCGACUCCACAUCGCCACAUCGGAGCUGCUCGGUUUAUCAAUAAAAGUUUCGUUAUUUAAAUCGUUCCGAUAUUAAACAUUACAUUUCGUUUAGAACCGAACAGAGUUAAACUCGAUAACUCGUUUUCUUAACCGAAGCAGGACAGCCACUAAUAGAGUGUUUAUUAUGGCCAAUUCGGGAUUCGAUGUGUCCGGGUUUCAGGUGGAAGAAGACCCGGCCGCGGCGUUUCUCGCCCAGCAGCAGAGUGAGAUCGCCGGGAUAGAGAACGACGAGGACGGCUUCGGGUUCGGGGACACACCGGCCCAGCCCUCACACCCGGCUUCUCUCCCGUUCCAAGCAGACGGUUUCGGAGGACCAGCUAUGAACGGAGACCUGUUUCAGGAGUCCAACGGUGUGUCGGACGGUUAUGCGGCCAUCGCCCAUGCUGACGUCCAGAGGCAGGAGCCUGAAAGUUUACGCAAGUGGAGAGAGGAACAGAAGACGCGACUGGAACAGUUAGAUAUAGCCUCUAAAGCAGCAGAAGCUGAGUGGAGGGAGAAGGCGAAGAAGGAGCUGGAGGACUGGCACGUUCACCAGCAAGAACAAAUGGAAAAUAAUAAAGUUAACAACAGAGCAUCAGAGGACGCCUUUCUGAAGGAGUGCGACGACGACCGUCCCGGCUCCGAAUGGGAGAAAGUGGCGUGGCUGUGCGACUUCAACCCCAAGACGAGCCGCCAGACCAAGGACGUUUCCCGAAUGCGCUCCGUCCUCAUUUCCCUGAAACAGACGCCGCUGAGUCGCUGAGGCCUCGUCCCGCUCCGCCACAUCUCGCCUUCUCUUCAUCUCCUUCUUCCUCUCGCACUUUAUUUUAUUUAGCGAACACUAACUUUGGGUUUUUCUGUUGAAGUGUUACUGAAGGUGUCUGGUGUCCUUAUUUCUCUCGCACAUCAUUACAAAUCCUUUCCUUGUUUAUGAAUGAAGAUGAUUUCAGUCCUUUUUUAAUUCAUUAUUUGCUUAAAGGUCUUUUGUUAAGUGCACACGUUUGUGAUUUUACCUGGGGGGGGUCAAAGGGUUAAGAACAGAAUUGGAACAUACUUGUUGUGCUUCAGCUCUUUACGUUACUUCUUCUCGAGAAGAAAACUAAACAGAAAACUGACUUCUAUAAACUGAUUUACUAUAAACUCAUAAAGCCUCACUGCUAAUCCUUAAAUCUGGGUGUUUCAGUUAUACCUGUUGCCAACAUGAGUAUAAAAUUCUUGCAGAUUUAUAGAGACAGGUUUAGCUCUCUCACUAUCGGCUCACUAGACGGAAUGUAAACAAGCUCUGAUUGGUUAUCGUGUGAAACCUCAACCUUAUGAAAGUGUGGUUAUGGGCACAUAUAUAUAUAUAUAUGAGCAUAAAGCUUGUCUUUCGCUGCUGUGGAUCCCUGAUUGCAGUCGAGCAGGGUAUAUUGCUGCUCACGCCUCCUCUGACCCGUGCGCAGCCCUUAACAGAACCCUUUUCCACCCAUGCACUGCUCUAUCUGCCAAUCAGAGUCCUUACACAGUGUUGGAAGACCCCGCUCACAUAUUCCGGUCAUCACUCCCUGCAGGCGGUGCCAAUUAUGCCCGCUAGAUGGCGCCCAGCUGACCGGUGGCAAUGCCGAGUUUCGAACCGAGGAGUUCAGAAUCUCGGCGCUGGUGUGUUGGCGGAAUAUUCUGCUGCAUCACCUGGGUGCAUGGGAGAGUCUUUUUACCUCCACCAUGAUACGGUACCUACAAAUUACUAAGAAUUUUAGCUGCAUCUGUUUUAAAUUGUCAUGCUGAGAUGGUGGAAAUGUUAGUAGUGGACCCUCAGACCAUUGUAAAGCAUUAAAGCUCUGCUUUGUCAUAAGAAUUAAUCAAAAACAGGUUAACCUGACAGUGUGGCAAUAUCGCUGUACCAUCAUCUACAUCGUUUACUUAACACACUCCGGAAUUAUGCUUGUUAUUACCAUAUAUUAAUAUUAAUGCACAUGGUCUGUCAAUUCGCUCUCUGUCGCUGCUUUAGUCCAGCGUAUUAAACGUUUGAGGUGGCACAGGGUAACACACGCUACCCACCAGCGCUGAUAAUGUUAUCUGUAGACGAGCGAAUUUAUUGCAAUAAUAAUGCAUCAUAUCACCACAAUGCUUAUAAGCGGCCGAUCCAUAUUCCAAAGCUACUCAUUUACAUGUUUUAUUGCCUACCAUACUGUCUUAUAUUUUACCCAGUUCAGAUAUAACCUCUGUAUCCAAGUUACUCAUAUUUCUGUAGGUUAUUUGAUUAUUUAUUGCUGUUCUUGUUCUGUUCUGUUUGGAGGGGUGCACCCAUCCACAAUUUCUUCAUUUAUCAUACAGAACUGAUAUCAGAACUCCAAACAAUAAACGGUAAACAAUC
Trichomycterus rosablanca is the source of this 2376-nucleotide messenger RNA. It is a transcript of the gene cltb, whose product is annotated as clathrin, light chain B. The coding region runs from base 169 to 786 and encodes 205 amino acids. Gene Ontology annotation, molecular function: structural molecule activity; clathrin heavy chain binding. The transcript has 5 exons. NCBI's taxonomy places the organism in Eukaryota, Metazoa, Chordata, Actinopteri, Siluriformes, Trichomycteridae. Gene Ontology annotation, biological process: intracellular protein transport; clathrin-dependent endocytosis. The record is from RefSeq and is a predicted model, not a curated record. Gene Ontology annotation, cellular component: plasma membrane; postsynaptic endocytic zone cytoplasmic component; clathrin coat of coated pit.